Molecule: messenger RNA, 903 nt
Organism: Trametes versicolor FP-101664 SS1
Lineage: Eukaryota; Fungi; Basidiomycota; Agaricomycetes; Polyporales; Polyporaceae
Product: Mov34-domain-containing protein
Exons: 6
Coding region: 1-903 (300 amino acids)
Biological process (GO): proteasome-mediated ubiquitin-dependent protein catabolic process; protein deubiquitination
Cellular component (GO): proteasome regulatory particle, lid subcomplex
Molecular function (GO): protein binding; metallopeptidase activity; proteasome binding
Source: RefSeq, a predicted model, not a curated record
AUGCUCGCCCAGACGCAGGGUGGCCGCGGCGGUGGAGAGACGACCGUUCCGGACAAUGGCGAGGUCAUUCAUAUAUCCUCUCUCGCUCUCUUGAAGAUGUUGAAGCACGGCCGUGCCGGCGUGCCCAUGGAAGUCAUGGGUCUCAUGCUCGGAGAGUUCGUGGACGAAUACACGGUACAUGUCAUCGACGUCUUCGCUAUGCCCCAAUCAGGAACGACGGUCUCCGUCGAGUCCGUCGACCAUGUGUUCCAGCAAAGGAUGGUGGACAUGCUGAAGCAGACGGGGAGGUCAGAAAUGGUGGUGGGGUGGUACCACUCUCACCCGGGCUUCGGGUGCUGGCUCUCAAGCGUCGAUAUCAACACGCAGCAGUCGUUCGAGCAACUCGACCGCCGUGCUGUUGCCGUCGUCGUGGAUCCCAUCCAGUCCGUGAAGGGCAAGGUGGUGAUUGACGCGUUCCGGCUCAUCAACCCUGCCAUGGUGCUCCAGGGACUCGAGCCCCGCCAGACGACGUCGAAUAUCGGGCACAUCAACAAACCCUCCAUUCAGGCCCUCAUCCACGGCCUCAACCGCCACUACUACUCGAUAGCGGUCAACUACCGGAAGACAGAGCUCGAACAGGCCAUGCUCAUGAACCUGCACAAGCGCAACUGGACAGAGGGUCUCACGCUGCGCGACUUCAAGGGCCACAAAGAGGGAAACGAGAAGGCGAUCAAGUCCAUGCUGUCGCUGUCGUCCGCAUACAACAAGUCGGUCCAGGAAGAGUCGACCCUGUCCGCCGACCAGCUGAAGACGCGGCACGUCGGAAAGCAGGACCCAAAACGCCAUCUCGAGGAGCAGGUCGAGAAGGCAAUAGGGGAUCAGGUGGUGCAGAACCUCGGCACGAUGCUUCUCGCAGAAUUGUAG